UCUGCAUUCCCGCCCACCACUGGACUCUGGCCAAGGAGGUGGGGAAAGCUGCCAAGGCAGAGAGAACCCUGAGGCUUGCACAACACAACACACGGCAUCCCACCAGCCAGACAGCUAGGCAGACUGGCACCAAAAUGGCAGCAACGGUGACAGAAUCCGGGGGGGUGAAGGUCGUCACAGAGGUCAUCCCGCAGACCGAUCCCCGGGCUGCACAGCUGGACUCAACGGCACCACAUCCCAGCUCAGCCCAGGUCAAAGGCUUCAGGAAGGCACAGCCCAAGGCACUGGGGGCCAUACAGAUCAUAUCUGGUUUCACACAGAUCUCCUUUGGGAUUGCCUUGAUGAUAACUGAAUCCUCAGCCCCAGCCCUCACCGUAGCCAGCGGAGUCUACUUCUGGAUCGGCUUGCUGCUCGUGUCCUCAGGAUCCGUGCUGGUGGAGACUGAGAGAAGAGAAAGCAUCCGGCUGGUGAAAGUCUGCUACAUUAUCAGCGGCCUGGUCAUCCUGGCCACCCUGACAGCUGUGAUCAUUCACAGCCUGGAGAUCGGCCAAGACAUCCCGUGGUGCAGCACACAUGAGGGCGGCAAAGUGACCCCGCUGAACUGCGCCCAAUAUGUCUACAUUCUGAAUCACGGGAUUAACUCGAUAUUCAUCCUGCUUUGCUUCUUGGAGCUGUGCACGGCCAUCACUGCCCUGGUGUAUGGACACAAGGUCUUGAAACAGCAGGACUACACGCAGAUGCUGCUGUGAUGGAGCAGAGACCGGCUCUGCUCCUCCCACCCCCCAGGUGUACUGAGAACAUGAUGGAGAUUUCCUGCACUGGAGCCACAGCGACAUGGA
Mauremys reevesii (Reeves's turtle) is the source of this 839-nucleotide messenger RNA. RefSeq lists its product as uncharacterized. Gene Ontology annotation, cellular component: membrane. The record is from RefSeq and is a predicted model, not a curated record. Lineage: Eukaryota; Metazoa; Chordata; Testudines; Geoemydidae. The transcript is spliced from 7 exons. The coding region runs from base 135 to 749 and encodes 204 amino acids.